AUGACUUCCUACCAGACCUAUCAGCCAAGCUCCUCCUUCUAUACCCCUUCGCACCCUUCCUCCUCGCAGCGCCUCUCCUUCCUCCCACCAAGCCAGGCGUCCUCUUCCUCCUACCAGCACAGCUACCAGUCGCACUCUUCUUUUCUCUCUCGAUUGGAUCAAAUUCAGGAGCUGGGAGGCAGAGCGGCUUUUAGGAUCCCAGACACGCAGAGAUUCCAUAGACCUCUGGUGGGACAUGCAGGCUGUGUAAAUGCGCUCUGUUGGAGUGAGAGCGGAGAGAUGUUGGCGAGUGGAAGUGACGAUACCAGAGUUGUCCUCUGGAAAGUGGGCACAUCCCAUAUCCACCCGACCGCCAACGAGCGAGCUCCUCAAAGAUACCUACCCUACAGCUUCCGUGCAGGCACGGGUCAGGAUCGAUCUACCCGCCCCGACCAGCAGACCACACGCGUAGGCGGUCAUGAAGAUGAAGACGAGGACAACGUCGACGGUCCGCUUCAUGGCGCAGAUUAUCCCUUACUAGAGAUGGGCAUGGCAUCAGUGAUUCAGACGGGCCAUACAGCCAACAUCUUCUCGGUUGCCUUCGCUCCGCACUCUUCUGAUUCCAGGAUCUUUACUGCAGCAGGAGAUGCGACUAUGAGAGUGUUCGACAUCGGCUCGUCGAGCGCGGGAAUGGGAACAAGGGUCAGUCACCCCGAUGGGCGGUGGUACGACCGCUUUGACCAAGGCAGUGGAGGGGUCAAUUGUAGGGUUCUGAAGUGCCAUAGACGGAGAGUGAAGAGAUUGGCGACAGAGAACAGCCCGGACAUCUUUCUUAGUGUUGGAGAGGAUGGCGAUGUUCGCUCCACAGAUCUGCGGACUUCACAUAUUUGCCGGACCAACUGCCCCCGCCCUCUCCUCCAUUCCUUCACAUCUCUCUACUCCCUCUCCCUCUCGAAGCUACAGCCCUAUCUUUUCGCAGUCGCAGGCGAGUCACCCUAUACAUACCUCUACGACCGCCGCAUGAUCGGCCGAGUGAUCAAAGACGAGUGGGGCAUGUCGAUGACCAACAGUGAUGAAGCCCUUCUCACAAAAUGCGUCAGAAGGUACGGUCUACCACAAGGCAGUUGGGAUGGCGACUGCUCGGUACAGGACGAAUCCGCUAGGAGGCCAAUGUCGAGGACGAGCCAUAUCACCGCCGUGAAGAUCAGCGAGCACAACGGGAACGAUUUGAUCGCUACUUACUCCAACGGAGCCAUCUAUCGCUUUGGCAUCAGAGACGAAGAGGGAGGUCUGCAUCAUGUGCAGGAUAGAUUGCCUGUUGGCUGGGAGACAGGCAGCACGGCUGCUGCGACUGGAGGAACGAAAGCGUCCGGCAGAGAGAGGAAGAGAGGAUCUUCGUCUUCCUCGUCGGGGUUCCCAGCGAUCCCCGAAAAAGAAGCCGUCCACACGAUACCAUCAGCAGGAGGCAAGACUUCUACUCGGAUCCUGGCAAGACCAGAAGCCCAGGACGCAGCGCGGCGGUUGCCCUCCGCUCGCCUAUCAGAGACUACUGCGCAGAUGUCUCAAGGCCCCCGUGAGCAGGACUGGAGACGAGCUUUCGUCGACGAAGAGGAAGAGGAUGAGGAUGAGAGUAGUAGCAGCGGAAGCGAAUCGCCUACCGAACAAGAGGCGCAGGGCUUUCCUCUGUACCAGCAACUCCUGGCCGACGGGGAAGCCGGUUCCCUGGAGAUGUCAUCCUCCUCGUCUUCAUCCGAGGCAAGCUUGGCGUCUGCACAAGAGGAGGAAGAAGGGGACUCAGUCGAGUGGGAAGAUGUUGACAGUGAUGAGCAGGGUCCUUCCCGAAGACGAAGACGAGAGCCAAAUUGGUUCAACGAUCCUGAGGUUGACGAUCUCGUCAUCGACUCCAAUGACGACUCCGAAGACGACGACAGUGAGGGAGAUGGUAGCGACGAUGACGCUGAAGACGAUGGGGAUGGGGAGUCUUUCAGCGACAGCGAAGAAGAUAGCGUUUCCUCCUCGGACCCAGAUCCAGAUGUGGACGACCCUCAGUACGCGCAGAAUGUCCGCCAGGCCUCUCACAAUUAUGUGCCAAUCGUCUACCCUCGUAACCCGCGAUAUAUGGGUCACCUCAACAGCGAGACGGUGAAAGAAGUCAACUUUCUAGGUCCACACGACGAGUAUAUCGUUAGUGGCUCAGACGACGGGAACUUCUUCGUGUGGGACAAAGCCAGUGGGGAGCUGCUAGGCAUCUGGGAGGGCGAUGGGUCCGUGGUCAAUGUCGUCGUACCCCACCCUACCUUGCCUGUCUUGGCUGUCAGUGGCAUCGAUGACACAGUCAAGCUCUUUGGCCCUGUCAGUCGCUAUACUGCAGGUCAGAGCAGCGAAAAGGGAAGUAAGGAUCUUCGAGACAUGAGCCGCAUGGCCGACAAGGAGACCAUCGUCGAGCGCAAUACCUUUAGACGUCGGCGCAGUCAUGGCAUGUUCGGCAUGGGCACCGAUGAUGAUGAAGGCGACGAGGACGAAGAUGGCCUCGAGGAUGAGUACGAACGUGAAGACUAUCUUACGCGCUCGGCCUUUCAGAAUGUGUUGAUGCGUGCGAGCAUGGCAGCUGGAGCGGGGCCGGGCGGGGAAGGGGGAGAGCACCCUGCAUCACACCAAUGCGGACCUCAGUGA
Molecule: messenger RNA, 2652 nt
Organism: Microstroma glucosiphilum
Lineage: Eukaryota; Fungi; Basidiomycota; Exobasidiomycetes; Microstromatales; Microstromataceae
Product: WD40 repeat-like protein
Exons: 3
Coding region: 1-2652 (883 amino acids)
Biological process (GO): negative regulation of fatty acid biosynthetic process
Cellular component (GO): Cul4-RING E3 ubiquitin ligase complex; cytoplasm
Molecular function (GO): protein binding
Source: RefSeq, a predicted model, not a curated record